AUGUCAACCCACCGGCCGAAUGCUUUCAAUAGCUUGCGGAUGGGAGAGGUCAUCCGCGAGAGAGUUCAAGAUGGUGUCACCGGCGAGACUAGAGAUCUGCAGUACACUCAGUGCAAGAUUGUUGGAAAUGGCUCGUUCGGCGUUGUCUUUCAAACCAAGCUUUCACCAUCCGGCGAAGAUGCUGCCAUCAAGCGAGUCCUCCAAGACAAGCGAUUCAAGAAUCGUGAGCUCCAAAUCAUGCGAAUUGUUCGACACCCGAAUAUCGUUCAGCUGAAGGCUUUCUAUUACUCGAACGGCGAACGUAAAGAUGAGGUCUAUCUCAACCUGGUCCAGGAAUUCGUUCCUGAGACCGUCUAUCGGGCAUCUCGUUUUUUCAAUAAAAUGAAGACCACUAUGCCCACGUUGGAGGUCAAGCUGUACAUUUACCAGCUUUUCCGAGCUCUUGCCUACAUCCACUCCCAGGGCAUCUGCCAUAGAGACAUCAAGCCUCAGAAUCUCCUUCUCGAUCCCAACAGCGGAAUUCUUAAGCUGUGCGACUUUGGCAGUGCUAAGAUCCUGGUCGAGAACGAGCCUAACGUCUCAUACAUCUGCUCGCGGUACUAUCGUGCACCCGAGCUCAUUUUCGGUGCUACUAACUACACCACCAAAAUUGAUGUGUGGUCCACUGGAUGUGUCAUGGCUGAGCUGAUGCUUGGUCAGCCUCUGUUCCCGGGUGAAUCUGGUAUUGACCAGCUGGUUGAGAUCAUCAAAGUCCUCGGCACGCCGACUCGAGAGCAGAUUCGCACCAUGAACCCCAACUACAUGGAGCACAAGUUCCCGCAGAUCAAGCCUCACCCCUUCAACAAGGUCUUCCGAAAGGCUGAUGCUAACGCCAUCGACCUCAUCUCCCGAUUGUUGGAGUACACACCAACCGAGCGUCAAGCUGCCGUCGACGCCAUGGUACACCCCUUCUUCGACGAACUCAGGGAUCCCAACACUAAGCUGCCCGAUUCCCGCCAUGGGACUGGUCAACUGCGAGACUUGCCCGAUCUCUUUGACUUCACUCACCACGAACUCUCCAUCGCUCCCCAGCUCAACCAGCUCCUCGUACCAGCGCACAUGAAGCCCGUUCUCUCCGCCCGAGGUCUUGAUAUUGACAACCUCACGCCAAUGGCGAAGCAAGACAUGCUGGCCAAAUUGGACUGA
Molecule: messenger RNA, 1185 nt
Organism: Trichoderma gamsii
Lineage: Eukaryota; Fungi; Ascomycota; Sordariomycetes; Hypocreales; Hypocreaceae
Product: CMGC/GSK protein kinase
Exons: 6
Coding region: 1-1185 (394 amino acids)
Biological process (GO): protein phosphorylation; signal transduction
Cellular component (GO): cytoplasm
Molecular function (GO): ATP binding; protein serine/threonine kinase activity; protein serine/threonine/tyrosine kinase activity
Source: RefSeq, a predicted model, not a curated record